AUGGAGUAUGGAGGGAUUGCAGACGGUGGUGAGAAACCAUCGGAAGAAUAUGACGUCAUCAUAGGAGGAGGGAUAAUGGAAAAUGAGGCUCCACAGAUGGAAACAGUAAGUGUGGAGAAAGUAGGACCAACUUCCCCAUCCAGUGGUGAUGAACGCAGCCCUCAGCUGUCAAUGUCAAGAAUAAUGCCAGGAACAAACAUCGCAGCAUCAGAAUUCUACCCAAUGUUCCAAGAGGAAAUGGCUCAACCCCAGACCAGUACACUACACGGCUCAAGUAGUAACCAACCAACAGCUGUCCAGAGUCAAGUGACGUCACCUAGUCGUAGGGCUAGCUCUGUGCUACAGCCAGAUGAGGCGAUUCGUACUAUGGUCAAUCAGAUGAAGAAACCUGCAACCGACAUUAAGAAGUUUAGUGGAGACCCACUACAGUACACCAGGUUUAUGCGGCAGUUCAAUUCCAGAGUUGUAGCAUAUACUAGCACCUCAGAAGAAAGAAUGAACUACCUCGAGCAAUUUACAACCGAGGAGGCACAUCGCAUUGUUACAGGGUUCAGCUGCCUUGACCCUGAUGUAGGCUAUCCUGCAGCGUUAAAAGAGAUGCAAGACCGAUAUGGUGACCAGGAGAAGAUCGCAAAUGCGUACGUGAGAAGGGCACUAGAUUGGCCGCUCAUCGCCAAGGACAACCCCAAGGCUUUGGAUGAAUUCGGCAUCUUCCUCGUUGAGUGUGAAAAUGCAGUAAAUGGCAUAGACGCGAUCAAGAUCCUCGAAUAUCCAGACAACUUGACUAAGCUGGUGAAGAAGCUCCCAUAUCAUCUGCAUGAUAGAUGGCGCAAUGUUUAUCAGAGACUUAAAGAGAGCAAGAAAUCCGUUAAAUUUGGUGAUCUGACUACCUUUGUGAAGAAAGAGGCUAAGAAGAUCAUAGACCCAUUGUAG
Molecule: messenger RNA, 933 nt
Organism: Lineus longissimus
Lineage: Eukaryota; Metazoa; Nemertea; Pilidiophora; Heteronemertea; Lineidae
Exons: 1
Coding region: 1-933 (310 amino acids)
Source: RefSeq, a predicted model, not a curated record